Molecule: messenger RNA, 1715 nt
Organism: Centropristis striata (black sea bass)
Lineage: Eukaryota; Metazoa; Chordata; Actinopteri; Perciformes; Serranidae
Gene: nus1
Product: NUS1 dehydrodolichyl diphosphate synthase subunit
Exons: 5
Coding region: 168-1037 (289 amino acids)
Cellular component (GO): dehydrodolichyl diphosphate synthase complex; endoplasmic reticulum membrane
Molecular function (GO): ditrans,polycis-polyprenyl diphosphate synthase [(2E,6E)-farnesyl diphosphate specific] activity
Source: RefSeq, a predicted model, not a curated record
GCUGCGGGUUCAGAGGUCAGGGGUUGCCAACGAAGGAGGAAGAUGGCGGCAGGCGGCCUGAGCUGCUAUGAAACAGGUCUAACAGGCAGAAACACGGUCCGACCUCUUUAACGCUCCACUAGGCGGACUAAGGACUCUAACUCUCCUGUGACGCGGAAUAAGACUCUAUGGCGCUGCUCUACGGCCUGUUAUGGCGGUUCCUGCUGGUUCUGGUCCACAUCAACAGAGCGCUGGCCUCCUGGCUGCGGGUCCGGCUCCGGGGCUGGAAGGGCCGGCUGUGGGAGCGGGCUGGGGCCGCCCUGCUGCUGCCGCUGGCCCUGGCCGGCCUCCAGGACCCCCCCAAGAACCAGAACCAGAACCCCGAAGCUAACCCGGGCACCGGGACCCGCUCCGCCGCCCGCCGGUCCCGGUGGCUGUCUGACGGCAGGUCUCUGGACAAGCUGCCGGUCCACAUCGGCCUGCUGGUGGCCGAGGAGGAGCCCAGCUACCCGGACACAGCCAGCCUGGUGGUCUGGUGCCUGGCGCUGGGCGUCUCCUACGUCAGCGUCUACGAUAACCACGGUAUUUUCCGUAAGAACAACUCGCGGCUGCUGGAGGAGAUCGUGAGGCAGCAGCAGGACCUGCUGGGGGUCCAAGGGUCCAAAUACAGCGUGGAGUUCCUGAGCAACGGCAGCGACAAACACCAGCACCACGUGGUGUCCUGCAGGCCCACGGUGAAGGUCUUGUCUCCGGAGGACGGGAAGCAGAGCAUCGUCCAGGCAGCGCAGCAGCUGUGUCGCUCCGUAGAGAACAAUGAGAGAAGCUCCAGAGACAUCAGCGUCUCCAUGCUGGACGUCCUGCUCAGAGAGUCUAAGAACAUCCCGGACCCGGAGCUGGUGGUGAAGUUCGGUCCAGUGGACAGCACGCUGGGCUUCCUGCCCUGGCACAUCAGACUCACUGAGUUCUUCUCCCUGCCGUCCCACAGAAACGUGUCCUACGAGGACCUGCUGGGCGUCCUGCAGCGGUUCGGCUCCUGCCAGCAGCGACUCGGCCAGUGAAGAGCAGACGGCGUUCAGGCAGAAGAGGUCGGAGGAGCUUCAGGUGGCGAGCCCUCCGAGCUUCUCUGAGUCCAUCUGGAUCUCUCUGAGUCCAUCUGGAUCUCUGACAGACUCACAGGAAACCCAGAGACAGCCAGCCAGCUCACAUCCUGCCACCAGCUCUCGUCUUAUAAUAAACUCACAUUCCAGGACUUCUGGAACAAGUGAAAAUAGCUCAGAGACAUGAGAGGCUGUCUCACAGCUCGGUGCUGCACAGACCCUGUUCUGUCCUCAGACCCUGUUCUGUCUCAGACCCUGUUCUGUCUCAGACCCCGUUCUGUCUCAGACCCUCUGGCUCUUUGUCUUUCAGUCUCCAGCUGCUGUUUUCUGCUCCAGACAGAGAAAUGACUGACCUUCACUCAGCAGAAAACAAAGAAGAAACGAGGCUUUGUGCGUCUGAGUGAUGCAUCCUGGGAAAUCCAGCUGCGUUUAACUCCCAACAACACAUGAGCCAGAGAGGAAGCUGAGCUCAGGACGGAGAGGAUAAUAAUGUGUAAAUAUGAGAAAUUAAUGUGGCUCUGUGUUUGUCUCUGUGGCCUCCAGCUUGCAGUCAUGUGUUCAUGUGUAGUGUUGCUUCAGACACAUACAGAGGUUUGUUCUGUUAGACUGACCAGCUCUGAAAUAAACAAAUGCACUGUC